AUGACUCAUAUCCUUUUGCAGUUUUACAUAAUCGAACGAGGUAACCAGAGGGAGAAGGAUCGCGAAAGAGCUAAUGCUCGUGGUGGCGCCAAAGGGAAGAACAAAGACGAUGGGUUGACUCCUGAACAACGUCGUGAAAGGGAUGGAAAAGCACUUCAAGAGAAGGCUGCCAAGAAAGCAGAAAAGGCUGCAGGGAGUGGUGAUGCUGGAGGCGACCAUCUUCCAUGA
Lactuca virosa is the source of this 228-nucleotide messenger RNA. Lineage: Eukaryota; Viridiplantae; Streptophyta; Magnoliopsida; Asterales; Asteraceae. The record is from the annotation of a GenBank genome assembly.